This is a messenger RNA of Trichomonas vaginalis G3, 1818 nucleotides long. RefSeq lists its product as uncharacterized. The record is from RefSeq and is a predicted model, not a curated record. Bases 1 to 1818 code for a protein of 605 amino acids. NCBI's taxonomy places the organism in Eukaryota, Parabasalia, Trichomonadida, Trichomonadidae. The transcript has a single exon.
AUGUCACAGGCUCCAAAACUCCGUAAAAGAAUACAACCAGCAGCUCAACUUGCUGCCCAAGAAACACCCGCACCAGCGCAGCCAGAACCUGCACAACCAGAACAGCCACAAUCUCCAACUGGAACUGGCAGCGAAUCUGGACCAAAACUCCGUAAGAGAAUCACACCAAAAUCAACAACACAUUCUACAGUAACAGCAGGAGAUGCAGAAAUAUCAGUCGCCGUUGAGAAAAAGGGAAAUGAAGCAUCAUCACUCGAUUUAUCCACAAUGUGUGGCGAAAACAAGACUGUAUCGCUUGAUACAAUUAAUCUUGCCUCAAUGGGCAAUCUCGAAAUCAACAGACUUGCUUCUUCUUCAAACUCUCGUCAACUUAGAUUAGAAGUUGAAGAAAGAAUGAAGAAACGCGAAGAAGAAUACAAGCCACAAUCUUCUGGAUUUAAGGCAGGUGGAUUUUUGGGAUCAAUCAAAGAUUUUGCUCAAAAUGCAAACAUUGUCACUUCAAAUAUCGAAGCAAAGUCUACACCAUUCUCAGACCUCAUCAAACUUGUCGAUGAAAAGAAGAUCGAGCCAAAGCAAAUUAUUUUCCGCCCGAACACUUCCGGAAUUGCUGGAAUUUUCGAUCAAUCUCUUGAUGAGCUCUACAGCGACAUUAUUAACGAAGAUACAACCUUCUCAUUGGAUGAUAUGCAGAAGUGCUUGAACAUUCCAUUCCUCCGCCUUCCAGCAAAGCCUCCACAAGCAGAUGAAGGAGAUAUCAUCAACGAACUUAUCACGUGCUCAAGCAACGUCAUCGAGAAACGUUCCUCAUCCAACUACAUCUUCUUAAAUACCAAAGAAGCUACGAAUACCAUCAAAUAUUCCGCAUUAAUCUUAUUAAAUGGCCUUAGAGUACCUUACGCCAAGUUAUUCAGCCGUGUUGCCAAGAUUAUUAGUAACGCCGUUCUCGUACACCCACAUCUUUCCAUUCUUUCCGAUCAAGUUAAUUAUGUCGCUUCUCAUCUCCUUCCUACGCUUAACGAGAAGAGCGAAUUGAGACUUGCUUCGAUCGUUACACUCCACAUGCUCCGAAAUUGCUUCUACGCGCCUUUAAUUCGCUUCAUUGGCGAACAAUCGAAAUUGAAGGCCUCCCUUUUCUAUGAGGACUCUCUUCUUAUGAACACAGAUGAUAUAUUCAGGGCAUGCGUUGUUUUGGAACAGGUAGAAUCAUGCAACAUCGAAGGAAAUCUGAAUUUGAAUCAAAUUCCAGAAUAUCAUCCAGUUGCACCAUUACAGUUCACCAAGAGAGUACAUGGAGCCCUCAAGGACUACAUUACAGCCGCUCGCAAUGAACUUAUGUGCAAUGAUGAGCGUAUUGAUAAGAGAUUUGUUCCAAAGAUCCUCGAUCCAGUCAGACUUACCUUCCAAGCUGUUCUCAUGCAGACAGAUGGAACAAUGGCCAAGUCAGACUACCUCUGGGACCUUUUCCAGCAAAUUUGCUCUUCACAGACCCUUCUUGACAAUCCUUUCUUACCGGAAUUCAAGAGAGUCAUCGAGGAAAGGAAGGGAAAGUUGACGGACAACUCAACAAAGAAGCUGUUGGACGUAAUUCCAAAAUUACUCGAGAUAGGAAUUCUUCCGUUCAUUCUUCCUUUCGCUACAACGGUCUACUUAAAGAACAGAAACAUCGCUAACUCUGUAAUUUUGGCUAAUCCAUACGCUAUAACAAAAAUUUCAUUUUAUAUCUUACAGAUCGGUGAGAUAAGGUAUAAAUUCGAAGAAAACGAUCUCUUAGGCAUCCUCCAGAACCCAGGAAUGCUUAAGAAUGAUUCAGUCUUCUAA